Messenger RNA from Synchytrium microbalum, 12279 nucleotides. RefSeq lists its product as uncharacterized. The transcript is spliced from 17 exons. Gene Ontology annotation, molecular function: dynein light intermediate chain binding; ATP hydrolysis activity; minus-end-directed microtubule motor activity. The record is from RefSeq and is a predicted model, not a curated record. NCBI's taxonomy places the organism in Eukaryota, Fungi, Chytridiomycota, Chytridiomycetes, Synchytriales, Synchytriaceae. Gene Ontology annotation, cellular component: dynein complex. Bases 1 to 12279 code for a protein of 4092 amino acids. Gene Ontology annotation, biological process: microtubule-based movement.
AUGGACAAACCGAAACCAAGUGACGUUUCUGCUGCAGCGGCAGCAGAACUAUCAUCAUCACCAUAUACCCACCAAGUGCCCUCAUACCGCUCAGCCGGUGUAGAAACCGUCCCGAAUGCCAACAUUAAACGAAAACUGACGGACGAGAGUGGAAAACCAAUGUUGCCUGAUUUACCAGGCGCGGUAAAUCAGAAUGAAAAGAUUACUAUUAUGAAGAAGGCGGUGACUCUUCAAGAACUCAUAAGAGCAUCUCGCGAUGCACGAGCAAAUCCAGCCGCUGAACCAGCAACAGGUGCCGAUGCAUUACUGGCUCGUCUUAAGGUGCAUCCUCCACCGCCACGACGAACAGCACACCGUUCCUAUAUAUUCGAGGAAGGAAGCGUCAGAUACGAGCCCAAACCACUGCAGCGUGGUGUUGGAGUGUCCACUGAAGAGGACGAGGAGGCAAAUGGGUUUGGAUCUAAGGGGUCGGGAGAAGGUGGGAGUUUUAAGGAAAAGUUGGUGCACUUUUUAGUUGAUCAACAAAUUAGCAAUCCAGCUCCAGAUUCUGACGAUACCGCAGAACUACUCCUCGAAAACAUGGAAGGCGAUUACCUUCCCGACUCACGUAUAACUCGGGCUGCUCAAGCUUCCAAGUCUGACGACUCGAACGAUGAUGAACGAGCUAUUGUGCAGGCUUUCUACACAUACUUUGAUUCCAACAUCAAAGCACACACAUCCGCUCAACUGAAUCCAGAGUGGACUGACAACUUUUUGGCGUUGAUACCAAAAGUGGUCAAGAAUCGCUUUCCACAGGACGUCAAAUCGUUGCUUGAGGAGACGAGGCUAGAGUACAGUGAGAGUGGGAAGCGGUCUGCGGUCGAUUUUAUCCUUAAACCUCGCAAAAAAGGAUCUCAGAAUGCCAAGAUUGACGCAGAAGCAAUCUACCCAUUGCCACAAGACAAACCUUCAUUGCCGACUGGAUGGCGUGCGUCGUUCUUGGAAAACAGAACCAAGAUUGAACGUGAAUUGUAUCUACCUCAUGGUGUGAUUCGUGGCAUGUUGGCAGAAUGGGGCCCUCAUGCUUUGAAUCGAUUGGUUGAUUCGGAAGAAGUUUGUAAACAACCUACAUUCCGUAUUGGUGGAUUUAGAUCCAUGGUUAUGGUUCAGGCUGAUAAGUGUCGCGAGAAGCUUAUCAAUGGCUAUUUUGUCAAAGUGCUUCGUCUCUUCCUGGAUCACUUUACUGUUGGUAAAAACAAGGAUUUCCAACGUCCACCAGCUGGAUUAUACAGGGCUGGAAACGGUUUAAUAUUCAACCAAGUCCUGUCAAUCAUAACUGGAUCCUUGGCAGACUACCUCACAAUAUUUGCUCAUCCAGUUGCUGCUCCAUCUGGUGAUAUAUUGGAAGAGCUAAUGGAUUUAAAACCACGAGCACCACGCUUCCAAGUCCGUCUUUGGCUCAGAGAUCGUACACCAGAAUUCGAUCCACCAUUGUCUGAUGUAGAAGAAGCCGUACUGGAAGGCUUCGAACUAAUAAUCCAUACCGUCGAAUCCAUGCCUAAAAUCGAUGCUGUCAUAAACUCUCAAGCUUCCGAAAGCUUGCUGAAAUUGACGAAUGAAACCAGUGCUGCUACAUCUGGUAAUCCAUUCCGAACACCAGGUGCUAAUGACGAGAUCCGCAUCAAGCCUGAAGCUGUUUUGAUUGAACAAGGAGCUGCUCUACUACGUGCAUACUGUGCCGAAUGCUUUGACGUGGCACGUAGCUUCGUCAGCAAGUAUGACAAGUACAAGUCUCUGUUAAUGGAUGAAGCUGAUGCCUCUGUUGAGGUCUUCUUCAAAGAGCAGCAUUCCUUUAAAGAGUACUCUGCUGAAAUAGAGAGAUAUAGGUCUAUCGCUACCGAAGUCAUGGGAUGUCGUCGUCGCAAUGAGCUGCCGUUGAUUGAGCUUAAUUGUGAAGAGUUGCAUAAGGCUAUUGCUGCUAGGGCUAUUGAGCUCAGUAAUCGAUACCUGAAUAAUAUCACGGAGCAAACUGCUGAAGCUGAGCGAUUGGUUUGUGCACGCUUCGAUGCUAUCGAGCAACGUGCUCUCCAUGUGCCGGCAGAUUUCAAGGAAAUGGCUGAUCUCAUGGUAUACAUGGAAGAAGUCCGAGCCAAGGAGAUUCCGGCAUUAAUGGAAGAAUUAGACGAAGCUCGUAAACGAUUAACAUACAUAGCUUCCUUCUCGGCUUUAUCCGAAAGCUACAUCAAGCUCAACAAUGCUGCCUUCACAUGGCCGACACGUCUACUACCUAUCGUAGAACAGUAUGAAGGCAAUAUGACUGAAGCUCGUCACCGUGCCGAAACCUCACUCGUCGAACAACGAACCCGGUUCGUUGCUGAAUUGGAUGAAUUAUCCAAACAGGUGGAAUCUCUACGAGAUGUCGGCGAAUUAGAUGAAAUGCCCUUUUAUGCCAAAAAAGCUGCGGCCAUGGAAAAGCAACUCAAAGGAGCUGCCGAAUCCAUUGCUGAAUUCAAUAGAGAAGAAAACGUAUUCGGAUGGGAAGUCACGGCAUACCCACAACGUAAAACAAUCUUGUUGGCUUUGGAGCCGUAUCAGGCAUUAUAUACCAUAUCCGUCAAUUUCCAGAAAUCUUAUAAACGAUGGCUUGAUGGUCCAUUGCUGGAAUUGGAAGCUGAGGCAAUCGAAGCAGAGAUUGAUUCACUUCGUCGUGAAAUGUAUCGGGUGGCUAGCUUGUUGAGUGAAGCACCUGCUCCUACUGCUAUUGCAGCUCAAGUUAAAGAAAAGCUGGAUGAGUUUAUUACGAAUGUGCCAUUUGUACGGGUACUUUGUAAUCCUGGCAUGCGGGACCGUCAUUGGACACGUAUGUCUCAAAUCAUGGGUCAGAAUAUGAAACCUGAUGGACAGACAACGUUGCGUAAGAUGCUGAAACACGACUUGUUGCCAUGUCUGGAGCAGUUCCAGGAAAUCAGCGACUCUGCAUCCAAGGAAUACACUCUCGAAAAGAACAUGGCAAAGAUGGCAGCCGAUUGGGAGCCCCUCACAUUUAAUCUCAUCGCAUACCGCGAGACUGGCACAUUCAUAUUGUCUGCCGUUGACGAAGCUCAACAAUUACUUGAUGAUCAAAUCGUCAAGACUCAAUCCAUGCGUGGAUCACCGUACAUUAAACCGUUCGAGCAACAGAUUAAAGACUGGGAACGUAAAUUGCUCACUACUCAAGAAGUCAUUGAUGAAUGGCUCAAAGUACAGGCCACCUGGUUGUAUCUGGAACCCAUCUUCUCGUCUGAAGAUAUUAUGGCUCAGAUGCCAGAAGAAGGAAGAAAAUUCAAGACUGUUGAUACUAAUUGGAGGAAGAUGAUGGAGACCGUCAACAAAGACAACAAGAUUUUGGUUGUAACGGAUAUUCCCGGUCUUGUAGCUGAGCUCCAGAGCAGUAACGAGAACUUGGAAGCCAUCUUGAAAGGUCUUAACUCGUAUCUUGAAAUCAAGAGAUUGUUCUUUCCUCGAUUCUUCUUCUUGUCUAAUGAUGAAAUGCUUGAGAUUCUUUCUGAAACGAAAGAUCCCACUCGUGUCCAACCACAUCUCAAGAAAUGUUUCGAAGGUGUCGCAUCUCUCAACUUUGACGACAAUUUGGAUAUCACAGCAUUAUAUUCCAGUGAAAAGGAAGAGCUACAACUUACUCAAAAGGUGUCUACAAACGAUGCCAAGGGCUCUGUCGAGAAGUGGCUGUCCCAAGUAGAAAGCAUGAUGUUGGAAUCAGUGCACUCUGUCACUGAGAAUGCCUUUCAUGCAUACUCGAAUACUCCAAGAGAACAAUGGGUACUCGACUGGCCUGGCCAGGUAGUACUCUGUGUAGGCCAAAUAUUUUGGACUUGGGGUGUUGAAAACGGCAUCAUGUCUGGCAAGAAGGGACUUGAAUCAUACGUCCAAAAAUUAAAUUCAGACUUGUCUGAAGUAAUUAAACUUGUACGUGGUAACUUGUCAAAGAUGGCCCGUCUGACUCUUGGAGCUCUGGUCGUCAUUGAUGUGCAUGCUCGUGAUGUAGCCACACAAUUAGCUCUAGAAGGAAUCAAGGACACACAGGACUUCUCGUGGUUGGCACAGCUACGAUAUUACUGGGAAAAGAGUCAAGUCGAGGUUAAAAUGAUUAACACUACUCGCCGAUACGGAUAUGAAUAUCUAGGAAACAGUCCACGUCUAGUUAUUACGCCGUUGACAGAUCGUUGUUACCGUACCUUAUUCGGUGCUCUACAUUUGAAUCUCGGCGGUGCUCCAGAAGGGCCAGCAGGUACCGGUAAAACCGAAACGACAAAGGAUUUAGCCAAGGCACUUGCAAAGCAGUGUGUCGUCUUUAACUGCUCUGAUGGUCUUGAUUACCUUGCUAUGGGUAAAUUCUUCAAGGGAUUAGCUUCAUCUGGUGCAUGGGCAUGCUUUGAUGAAUUUAAUCGUAUCGAUCUGGAAGUGCUGUCUGUCGUUGCACAACAGAUUCUGACGAUUCAGCGUGCUAUCGCUGCUAAGCUUCAGACGUUUAUGUUUGAAGGUACCAAUCUGCCGUUGAAUACGUCUUGUGCUGUGUUUAUUACCAUGAAUCCGGGUUAUGCUGGUCGUUCUGAACUGCCGGAUAACUUGAAGGCACUUUUUAGAACUGUUGCAAUGAUGGUUCCCGAUUAUACCCUCAUCUCCGAAAUCACACUCUACUCGUGUGGUUUUAUCGAAGCUCGUAAUUUAGCACGAAAGAUUACCGCCACAUAUCGUUUGUGCUCUGAGCAAUUGUCAUCGCAAGAUCACUACGAUUAUGGUAUGAGAGCUGUCAAAUCUGUAUUGACGGCUGCCGGUAACUUGAAGCUCAAAUAUCCGGACGAGAACGAAAACGUCGUCGUGCUACGAUCCAUCAUUGACGUAAACUUGCCGAAAUUCUUGUCUCAAGAUAUCGCCCUGUUUAGAGGCAUCACAUCCGACUUGUUCCCUGGUGUAACACUCCCCAAACCCGAUUAUGCCCUUCUCGAAGAAGCUAUAAAUAAGAAUUGUCUCAAGCAGCACUUGCAGCCAAUCCCAGCAUUCGUAGAAAAGAUAAUCCAGCUGUACGAAAUGAUGUUGGUUCGUCACGGAUACAUGUUGGUAGGAGAACCUUUUGCUGGCAAGACAACAGCGUAUCGAGUCCUGGCAGAUGCCUUGACCGAUCUAGCUAUUGAAAAGGGAGAUAAAUCGGAAUGGCUUCGAGUACAGCAUAAAGUCAUAAACCCGAAAGCUAUACCUAUGGGUCAACUGUAUGGUCAGUUUGAUCCUAUAUCGCAUGAAUGGACUGAUGGUGUGCUAGCUACCAGUUUCCGUGCUUAUGCAUCAAGUCCCAGUCCAGACCGUAAAUGGGUUAUCUUUGAUGGACCUGUUGAUGCCGUCUGGGUUGAGAAUAUGAAUACCGUGUUGGACGAUAAUAAGAAGCUUUGUCUUAUGAGUGGUGAGAUUAUUCAGCUGUCGAAUACCAUGAGUUUGGUGUUUGAGGUUAUGGAUUUGGCUGUCGCUUCACCUGCUACCGUAUCUCGUUGUGGUAUGGUGUACAUGGAGCCAGACAGAUUAGGAUGGCGACCACUCGUAUCAAGUUGGCUCGAAACUGUAGCCCUCAACGCAGACUUCGUAAAACGCCUAACAGACCUGUUCGAACAAAUGGUACCUCAUUGCCUUAUGUUUGUCCGCAAGGAAUGCAAAGAACUGGCACCAACAUCCGAAAUCAGUUUGGUCAACUCGUUAAUCAAGUUACUCGACAGCUUUAUUGACGACCUCAAAAAAUUCACCACCAUGAACGAUGAGCUUAAGCAGUCGCUGGAAUGUCGAUUCAUAUUCUCGCUGCUCUGGUCUGUAGGUGGUAGUCUUGAUUCGGCCAGUCAGUCGAAAUUCGAUGCAUCGUUGAGACUUCUAAUUGAUGGUCUGCCCACUCAGUUGACAUUAUUGCCACCAAAGGACGGAACUGUAUAUGAUUAUAUGUAUGAAGUUGGUGUGCCUGGACGAUGGGUAGCUUGGACUAGCACUAUUCAAGACACACCGAUAUCACCAACUGCCGACUUUAGCGAAAUUAUCGUACCAACCAAAGAUACUGUUCGAUACAGCUAUUUGAUGGACGUGCUCAUCACACACGACAAGUCGUUUGUAUUGGUUGGUCCAACUGGUACCGGUAAAUCCAAAUAUAUUACCAACAAGAUGCUGAAUGGAUUGUCAAAGGAAAAAUACAUUCCUCUUUUUAUCGCCUUCUCUGCAAGAACUAGUGCAAACCAAAUCCAGGACAUGGUGAUGGCUAAACUGGAUAAGCGUCGUAAAGGAGUGUUUGGUGCUCCACUUGGUAAAAAAUAUCUGGUCUUUAUCGAUGAUCUCAAUAUGCCGGCCAAGGAAACGUAUGGUGCUCAGCCACCUAUAGAGCUCUUCCGUCAAUUCCUGGAUCAUGCUAACUGGUAUGAUAAGAAGGAUACUUCUAGACUGGAAUUAGUAGAUGUGCAAUUAGUCGCUGCAAUGGGUCCACCAGGAGGAGGUCGUAACUUUGUAACUCCUCGAUUCAUGCGUCACUUCAACCAGAUUGUCAUCAAUGCCUUUGAUGAUUUGACCAUGGCUAGAAUCUUCAACACGAUAACAGACUGGCACUUUAAUCGUAUGGAAUUCUCGGAUGAAGUACGUAGUCUAAGCAGCAAAAUAGUAAAUGCUACUGCCGCUGUAUAUAAAUGGGCUGUAUCUACAUUACUGCCAACACCAGCCAAGACCCAUUAUACCUUCAACUUGCGUGACUUUUCACGUGUCAUCCAGGGUGUAGUUUUAUGUCAGCCAAAGGCAUUCGAAGACUCGAAGAAGGUCAUUCGAUUAUGGGCUCAUGAAGUAUAUAGAGUAUAUUAUGAUCGUCUAGUAACAGAAGAAGAUCGUACUCAGAUCUUUGAGUUUAUGAAGGAUCUUGUACCUUCUCAAUUCGGAAUGAGCUCUGAAUCAGUCUUUAAGAGCAGCAAUGAUGGAAACAAAGUCAAGGAGACAGAUGUUGGAAAUCUGCUUUUUGGUGAUUUCUUGACCAAGAAGGGUGCCGAAGCACCACCAUAUAUAGAAAUGACGGAUAUCAACGUAGUCACCGCAGCGGUAACAACCCAACUCGGCGAGUACAACUUGGUCCAAAAGAGUAAACUUAAUCUAGUACUCUUCCGAUUCGCCAUUGAACACAUAUGUCGUAUCUUACGUAUCUUGCGUCUCCCUGGUGGUAACGCUCUACUCGUCGGUGUUGGUGGAAGUGGUCGACAAUCGUUGGCCAAGCUUGCUACAUUUAUGUCGCAAUACGAAAUCUUCCAGAUUGAAAUCUCCAAAUCAUACGGAAAAGCUGAAUGGAGGGAUGAUUUGAAAAAGAUGCUCAUGUUGGCUGGAGCCGAGAACAAGCCCACCGUCUUCCUGUUUACUGACUCUCAAAUCAAGGAAGAGUCAUUUAUUGAGGACAUUGCCAGUUUACUAAACUCUGGCGAUGUGCCUAACAUAUUUGCCAACGACGAAAAGCAGGCCAUCAUAGAAAAAUGUGGGCCCGAUGCUACCGAUCAAGGAAAAGCUGGUGAUGGAUCGCCAGCCGCCAUAUACAACUACUUUGUCGGUCGUGUACGAAAUAAUCUACAUAUCAUCCUCUGUAUGUCUCCUAUCGGUGAUGCCUUCAGAUCACGUCUAAGACAAUUCUCGGCCUUGGUAAAUUGUUGUACCAUUGACUGGUUCCAAUCAUGGCCCGAUGAAGCUCUGCAAGCUGUAGCACGUCAAUUCUUGGCUGAUGUAGACUUGGAAGCUAAUACUCGAGACGCCGUAGUAGCCAUGUGUCGACACUUCCAUCAAUCGACAAUAGCCCUGUCUGCUAAAUUCCGUCAAAAGCUGUCUCGAUACAAUUAUGUCACGCCAACCAGUUAUUUGGAACUGCUGCUGGCAUAUAAAUCUCUACUAGGAAUGAAACGAGAAGAAGUCUUGAAAAUCAAGAAUCGUUAUGCAGCUGGUCUGGAGAAACUGCAGUUUGCUGCUGGACAAGUACAACGUAUGCAAAAGGAAUUGACCGAUUUGCAACCACAGUUACGAAAGACUUCAGAAGAAACCGCUGAAAUGUUGGAAAAGAUUGCCAAGGAAUCCGUCGAAGUUGAAUCUACUCGAACCAUUGUCGCUGCUGACGAAGCUGUAGCUACCAAGAAGGCUGAUGAAGCUACAGCAAUAAAGAAUGAGUGCGAGUCAGAUUUAGCUAUGGCUCUGCCACUAUUGAAUGCAGCUCUGUCGGCUCUUGACACCUUGAAGAAAUCUGAUGUCGACUUGGUCAAGACCAUGAAGAACCCUCCAGAUGGUGUAAAACUUGUCAUGGAAGCUGUAUGUACCAUGAAGGAUAUAAAGCCAGAAAAGAUUCCUGAUCCUAGUGGAUCCGGUCGUAUGGUGUUUGAUUACUGGAAGCCUUCACUCAAAAUGUUGGGUGAUCCUAAAUUCUUGGAGCAGCUCAAAUCCUUUGAUAAAGAUAAUAUUCCACCUGCCAUUAUUAAAAAGAUUCGAGCCACCUUUAUACCCAAUCCCGACUUUAAACCCGACAAGGUCAGAUCUGCAUCGUCAGCUGCCGAAGGAUUGUGUAAUUGGAUUAUUGCUAUGGAGGCUUAUGAUCGUGUAGCCAAAGAAGUAGCACCUAAACAGGAAGCUUUGGCUAAAGCCGAAUCUGAAUUGGCUGAGACUAUGGCAGGUCUUACAGAGAAACGAGCAAUCUUGAAGGCUGUACAGGAGAGAUUGCAAGCCUUGAAUGAGAACUUGACUGCCUUGUCAAACAAAAAGGAACGUCUAGAACGUGAAGUCAAGAACUGCGGUGAACAACUUGACCGUGCUCAGAAGCUUUUGGGUGGUCUUGGUGGUGAAAAGCAACGUUGGACUGAAGUCGUUGCUCAACUCGAGGGCACAUAUGUAAAUCUCACUGGUGAUGUACUCAUAUCUGCUGGUGUACUGGCGUAUCUCGGUGCCUUUACCAAGAUUUAUCGUGCGGAAGGAGCAGCUGAUUGGGUGGAAAGAUGUCGAGCAGCUGCCAUUCCUUGUGCCGACUCAUUCUCGUUAUCCAAAGUCUUGGGAGACCCUAUAAAAAUCCGAGCAUGGACUAUUGCAGGUCUUCCAACAGAUCAAUUCUCGAUUGAUAAUGGUAUCAUUGUCCAAAACGCACGUCGUUGGCCGUUGAUGAUUGAUCCACAAGGUCAAGCGAACAAGUGGGUCAAGAAUAUGGAACGAGAACGUAAUCUGGUCAUUAUAAAGCUGUCUGAUGCUGAUUAUGUCCGUAACCUCGAGAAUGCAAUUCAAUUCGGAUCGCCCGUAUUGCUAGAAAACGUCAAGGAGGAAUUAGAUCCUAUAUUAGAUUCCGUCUUGCAAAAGCAAACCUUUAGAUCUGGUGGUGCCAUGUGUAUUCGUCUAGGAGAUGCUGUUAUCGAAUACUCUGAGAACUUUAGGCUGUAUAUAACUACCAAGCUUCGUAACCCACACUACUUGCCCGAAUUAUCCGUAAAGGUCUCUCUACUCAACUUUAUGAUUACGCCAGAAGGUCUAGAAGAUCAACUACUGGGUACUGUAGUCACUCGUGAAAGGCCAGAAUUAGAAGAGGAAAAGACUGCCUUGAUCUUGCAGUCUGCUGACAACAAGCGUCGUCUCAAAGAGAUUGAAGACAAGAUUCUAGAAAUUCUGUCUUCUGCUGAAGGCAAUAUUCUAGAAAACGAAACUGCCAUUGAAGUGUUGUCAUCUUCUAAAGUAUUGUCAGUCGAGCUGUUCGAAAAACAAAAAAUUGCCGAGGAAACGGAACGAAAGAUUGAUGACACUCGUGAAUCAUAUCGACCAAUCGCCAACUCUUCGUCAGCACUCUUCUUCUGUAUUGCAGAUCUGGCCAAUAUCGAUCCCAUGUACCAAUACUCUUUGACAUGGUUUAUUGAUCUCUUCGUCGCUGCCAUCAAUGGAUCCAACAAGUCCAAGGAUUUAAAGAAACGUCUCAAGAACUUGGACUCGUACUUUAUGUAUUCCUUGUAUUGUAAUGUCUGUCGAUCACUCUUCGAAAAGGACAAGCUGCUCUUCUCUCUACUCUUGACUAUAGCAGUCAUGAGAAACAGAAAGGAAUUAGACGAAACAGAAUUCACCUUCUUGUUAACAGGUGGUCUGUCUCUUGGAGCUCCCGCUACGCCAAAUCCAGAUCCAUCGUUUAUUACCGAAAAAGCCUGGACUGAAAUAUGUAGAAUGUCGGAUAUGCCAGCAUUUAAUGGAUUUGCUGAAACAUUUAGUCCAAGUGACUGGAAGCCAUUUGCAGAAAGCCCAGAACCACACUUAGCACCACUGCCACCGAAAUGGGCUUCAGUAGGAGACUUUAGAAGGCUGAUGAUAUUACGUGCCUUCAGACCUGAACGAAUUGUACCGGGUGUACAAGAGUUUGUAAAGGCAUCGUUAUCGCAUAAAUUUAUUGAGCCUCCGACAUUUGACUUGGCCGGAUCGUACGAGGAUUCAUCUCCCAAGUCUGCUCUCAUCUUUGUCUUGUCCCCUGGAGUUGAUCCAAUGGCUCAACUUUUGAAGUUUGCCGAAGACAAGGGCUUUGGAGGUAGUAGAUGUCAAUCAAUCUCUCUCGGUCAAGGUCAAGGACCUAUAGCAGCCGCCAUGAUCCGAGAUGCUCAAAAAGCAGGCACCUGGGUCGUAUUACAGAACUGUCACUUGGCAGUCUCAUGGCUUGGAUCCUUGGAAAAGAUCGUCGAAGACAUGUCAGGAAUCGGCGCAGCCAAUGUACAAAAGGACUUUAGAUUGUGGUUAACGUCAUAUCCAUCACCGAAGUUCCCCGCUUCCAUCUUGCAAGGUGGUGUAAAAAUGACAAAUGAACCUCCACGUGGUAUUCGUGCCAAUCUAUUAAAGAGUUAUUUGAGUGAUCCGAUCUCGGACGACAAAUUCUAUACUGGCUGUACUCAGGCUAAUGCCUGGGAGAAGAUGCUGUUUGGUCUGUGUUUCUUCCAUGCUCUUGUACAAGAGCGCAGAAACUUUGGCCCAUUAGGUUGGAAUAUCCCGUACGAAUUCAAUGAAUCCGAUCUACGUAUUAGUAUGAGACAGUUACAGAUGAUGCUUGACCAAUAUGCAGAGGUACCAUUUAAAGCUUUAAGCUACUUGACUGGUGAAUGUAAUUAUGGUGGUCGUGUCACUGACGAAUGGGAUCGUCGAACUCUCAAUAAUGUGCUGUCUCAAUUCUACAGUCCUCAGAUAUUGGAUGAUCCAUCAUACAAGUUUAGUCCUUCUGGUCAAUACUUUGCUCCUGCCAAGGGCAAGUACCCCGAUAUGGUAGAAUACAUCAAGUCGCUACCGCUCAAUCAGUCACCUGAAGUCUUUGGUAUCCACGACAAUGGUGAUAUUGCCAGACAAUUAGCUGAGACCCGUCUCUUGUUUGACUCCGUACUUGUAACUCAAGAACAGUCUAGUGGUGGUGGAGGUGGUGGCAAGACGUCAGAUGAAAUCUUGGAAGAAGUCGCUGCGGAUAUAUUAAACCGUGUCCCAGCAGGAUUUGAUGUUGAAGCUGCUCAGAGAAAGUAUCCAGUAUCAUAUAACGAAUCGAUGAAUACUGUUUUAGUGCAAGAAAUGAUUCGAUUCAACCGAUUGAUUGCCAUUAUCCGUGACUCGCUGGCUCAAGUACGUAAAGCAAUCAAGGGUUUGGUAGUCAUGUCUGCCGAUCUAGAAGAAGUGACCAAGAGUAUGCUUGUGGGCAAAGUGCCAGCUUUAUGGGCUGCUAAAUCCUUCCCAAGUUUGAAACCAUUGGCUGCAUAUGUGUCUGAUUUAGUGGCUAGGAUCAAGUUCUUUAAUGAUUGGUAUGAGCAUGGUUGUCCCAAAGUAUUCUGGAUGUCUGGAUUUUUCUUUACGCAAUCCUUUAUUACUGCAACUCUGCAAAACUAUGCCCGUAAAUACACAAUCCCUAUUGACGAACUGGGUCUCGAAUUUGAAGUCCUCAGCACUAUGGAUACACCAGCGAAAGCACCAGAAGACGGUGUGUAUGUACGAGGUCUCUACUUGGAAGGAGCUCGAUGGAAUCGUGAAAAGGGCGUCCUUGGUGAAUCUCAACCCAAGAUCUUGUAUGAUUUAAUGCCCAUUAUGUGGUUCAAGCCAAUCCGAACAGCAGAUUUGAAGGACAAGCCCGUAUAUAAUUGUCCAGUCUACAAAACAAGUGCACGACGUGGUGUGCUGAGUACUACUGGUCACUCUACGAACUUUGUGAUUCCUAUAAAGUUGCCCUCUGAUCGUCCUGAAAAGCACUGGAUUAUGAGAGGUGUUGCUGUAUUGCUUCAGCUGGACGAUUAG